Molecule: messenger RNA, 1304 nt
Organism: Oryctolagus cuniculus (rabbit)
Lineage: Eukaryota; Metazoa; Chordata; Mammalia; Lagomorpha; Leporidae
Gene: AKR1B1
Product: aldo-keto reductase family 1 member B
Molecular function (GO): oxidoreductase activity
Source: RefSeq, marked provisional
GUUCUGGGCCUGGGUCUCUGAGGGGCGGCCAUGGCGACCCACCUUGUGCUCUACAACGGCGCCAAGAUGCCGAUCCUGGGGCUGGGCACCUGGAAGUCACCACCGGGCCAGGUGACCGAGGCCGUGAAGACAGCCAUCGACCUCGGGUACCGCCACAUCGACUGCGCCCACGUGUACCAGAACGAGAACGAGGUCGGGGUGGCCCUGCAGGAGAAGCUCAAGGAGCAGGUGGUGAAGCGUGAGGAGCUCUUCAUCGUCAGCAAGCUGUGGUGCACGUCCCACGACAAGAGCCUGGUAAAAGGUGCCUGCCAGAAGACACUGAACGACCUGAAGUUGGACUACCUGGACCUCUACCUUAUCCACUGGCCGACGGGCUUUAAGCACGGCAGUGAGUAUUUCCCCCUGGAUGCGGCGGGCAACGUGAUUCCCAGCGACACUGACUUUCUGGACACGUGGGAGGCCAUGGAGGGGCUGGUGGACAAAGGGCUCGUGAAGUCUAUCGGCGUCUCCAAUUUCAACCAUCUGCAGAUCGAGAGGAUCCUAAACAAGCCGGGCUUAAAAUACAAGCCGGCAGUUAACCAGAUCGAGUGCCACCCGUACCUAACUCAGGAGAAAUUAAUCCAGUACUGCCACUCCAAAGGCAUCGUGGUCACUGCCUACAGUCCCCUCGGCUCUCCCGACAGGCCCUGGGCCAAGCCCGAGGACCCUUCCCUCCUGGAAGACCCCAGGAUCAAGGCAAUUGCAGACAAGCACAAAAAAACCACCGCCCAGGUUCUGAUCCGGUUCCCCAUGCAGAGGAACCUGGUGGUGAUUCCCAAGUCCGUGACGCCGGCACGCAUUGCUGAGAACUUCCAGGUCUUUGACUUUGAACUGAGCAGCGAGGACAUGACUACCUUACUGAGCUACAACAGGAACUGGAGGGUCUGCGCCCUGGUGAGCUGUGCCUCUCACAAGGAUUACCCCUUCCACGCCGAGUUCUGAAGCUGCGGAUGCCGGCUCUUCCCCACGUCACGUGUGCCUGCUUUCCCUGCCUGAGGAAUCCUCGGUGCAGCCCAGCCAGCCAGGGCCUGCUCGCAGGGAUCUGGGAGUGGGCAGCACCAUCAGUAGGUUAGAAGUCGCCGCCAGUGUUUUCUUUGCCUUUCUUCUCGCCCAGCUGGGAAAAGUACAAUUCUUCCGACCCAGGAGAAGCAAAAUCUACGAAGUCAGAGUAGUGCCACUAACAGCUGAGUUUUGACUGCUUAGAACUGUAAUCCUUUCAGCCAGACUUACUUUGCCUCCAAUAAAAAGUGCUUUUGUGAGCCUGA